AUGGAGCGAAUCAUGGAAGUGAUGAGGGUUCCCCAGAAUCACAGAGUAGCCCUAGGCACAUUCUUUUUGGUCAGAAAUGCUAGACAUUGGUGGGAAUCAGUUAAAAGGAGAUAUCGGGAUCCAUCGGCCAUCACUUGGCAAUUAUUUCGAGCCGCAUUUGAUAGUCAGUAUUAUCCACUGGCUUACCAGAAUUUGAAAAUGUAA
Messenger RNA from Prunus armeniaca (apricot), 204 nucleotides. Lineage: Eukaryota; Viridiplantae; Streptophyta; Magnoliopsida; Rosales; Rosaceae. The record is from the annotation of a GenBank genome assembly.